Messenger RNA from Austrofundulus limnaeus, 1066 nucleotides. RefSeq names its product transmembrane protein 263 (gene tmem263). The record is from RefSeq and is a predicted model, not a curated record. NCBI's taxonomy places the organism in Eukaryota, Metazoa, Chordata, Actinopteri, Cyprinodontiformes, Rivulidae.
ACACAGCCACUCAUUUCUUGACUGGACCGGUUUGCUAGCUACUGAUAAAAAGAUGAGCCAGGCGGAGCAGGUGCCUGAGGUCGUGCCUGCAUACCACACAGAUGAGCCAGCAGCAACAGACUCCGACAAGGACCACCCACAGACACAACCGGGCAUGUUCAGCAGGUUGGCGGGGGGGUUGUACUGUGCCACAAAAGCCACGGUGGGGGGCGUGACCUGGAUUGGAGGGAAGAGUCUGGACCUUACCAAGACAGCGGUGUGCUCUGUAGCUGCUGUGCCUGCAGCCGGAGUGGGGCUGGUGAAAGGGGGAGUGUGCGCCGUAGCUGGGGGAGUGACCGCUGUCGGCUCUGCGGUGGUCAGCAGAGUUCCGGUAGGUGGCAGCAAAAAGAAGGACAAGUCUGACUGACGGAGGAGGAGAGCGAACACAUAGCUGAGACGUACGGCUCCGACUCUGUUCUGUCGUUUGUGAGCAGAGAAAAGAGCAACAAAGGACCUGAAACCUCAGUAUCCCAAGUUUUGGUGUUGGUUGUUUUGUUACAGAUUAGAAAUCUGCUUUCAAUCACUCAAUUAUGUGUCCAAGAGUUAUAUUAAAAUAGAAACUUGACUUCUCAGUUUCCACGUCAAACCACUCCAAAGAGAACCAACAGAAUAAAAGAGGUGAAAAUUUGUUGCAUGACAAUCAGCAGCGAGGCAUUUCCUGGAAGGUUUUCACCUUUAACUGAAACACAAAUGUUUCAGGAAGUACCUGGUCUCUUUUUUUUUUUUUUCAACUGUUCACAUAAAACUGAAAAAUCUUAGUUACAUACUGGUUGAUAUUUCAGAGUUUUUGAUUAAAUAUAUUUUGUUUCUUUCAUUUCAAUUAGUGUUUCUCUGACUUAGUACCUCUAGCAUAUGUUUAUGUUCUCAGUUUUCUGAAAAGCACUUCCUGCUUUUGAAUAUUUUUAUUGCAAUAAAUAUUAUACAAAUAAGACUUAUUGUAAUGAACAUGUUUCCUAAGUGUACUCCUUUCUUCUUAGUCCUUUGAAUAUAAAGUUUAAACUUGUUCAAAUAAAAAAAAUGAAUUUCA